Papilio machaon (common yellow swallowtail) is the source of this 858-nucleotide messenger RNA. RefSeq lists its product as uncharacterized. The transcript has a single exon. NCBI's taxonomy places the organism in Eukaryota, Metazoa, Arthropoda, Insecta, Lepidoptera, Papilionidae. Bases 1 to 858 code for a protein of 285 amino acids. The record is from RefSeq and is a predicted model, not a curated record.
AUGAACAAAUCGCAACCAGAGGACAUGACAGAAUCCAACCCACAGACGUCUUUAGUCACAGCGCGCGACAAACGAAAAAAGGCAAAUGUAGACUUUAGUGUCGAAUUCAACUAUUUUAAAGAGGAGAUGAGGGAGCUCAUUAUCUCUAGAACGUCGGCACAAGAACAAGAACUUAAAAAGAUUGCUCCAACUCUAAUAGAAAUACAGCAAUCUAAUCGUAAUAUAGAAAACUCAAUAGCUUUUCUCACGGCGCAGAAUGAAGAAUACAAGAAACAAAUUGAGAAACUGCAACGUCAAGCACAAGAGGAUAAAAAAUAUGUUACACUUUUAGAAGAAAAAAUUGAAGACAUGCAAAAGGGAAUGAGAAAAACUUGCUUUGAGGUAAAGAAUGUACCAAAAAAAGAAUCCGAAACAAAAGAAGAUCUAAUUGAUAUGAUAACGUGCUUAACAAAAAAUAUUGGAUGUGAAGUUGAUAAGAAAGACAUAAAGGACAUCUACAGAGUCCGUGGAAAAAAGGAUGGAGCGCAAAAAACACCUAUCGUAGUUGAAACAGUCUCAACUAUCUUAAAAAAUGACAUACUCAAGAUGUCUAAAAGCUUCAAUAUACGACAUAAAGAUAAAAUCAGUGCUCGCCAUUUGGGACUACGUUCUGGGGAAGACACACCAGUAUUUAUAACAGAAAAUCUAACAGCAAAGUCAGCCAGACUGUACUUUUUGGGUAGAGAUCUGGUAAAAUCUAACUCCUAUAAAUUCUGUUGGACUGCAUACGGGAAGGUAUAUGUCAGAAAGGACGAAAAGUCUCCUGUUGUACUAAUUAAAAAUGAAUCGCAAAUUCAACAACUAAUGCAAGCUGGCUGA